UCAAAGGGCCGGGGCGUGCGCGUGGGCGUCGCGACGACGGUGGAGGUGGUGGAGCACACUGGCAGCCAGCCUCCCUCCUUUCGAUCUCAACUUACACCCUCCUCAACGCCAACUCCAAGGCAAGGCAAGGCAGGCGCAGAGAAGGAGAAGGGAACCCUGCACCUUUCCACCUUCCCUCUCCCCCUCCCCUCCGUCUCCCCCACGCGACCGCACGAGGUGCAGGACGGGAUCCGUCCGUUGCUUCCCACGGCCGCCUCCGUUCCGUGGACUCCACCGCGCCCGCCGUCCGUCCGUCCGUCCCUGAAAGCAACGCCUGAUCGGAUUCACUCGGGGGUCGACUGCCGCUGCUCCGCGACGGCCACCGCCGACCUGCCGCAGGCAAGGGAAUUUUCAAAGGAGAAAUCUGAAGAGCACACAAACUUCGUCUCCUGAGCUGAACUCCUGGUCGACGAAGCAGAAGCCAUGGGGUCAGGGGACUGGUUCAAGACCAUCAUCAGCAAGAAGAAGUCGAAACGGGGCAAGUCAAAGCACGCAAAGAAGGUUGCUGCGCAACGCAAUGGAGCCAACCUGCCGCAGCAAAAGCCCAGCAACGCUCCUUCUUCCAGCAGCGACCCUGAAGACAACGCAGCACUGGAAGACUGGGCAGCUACCCGGAUUCAGAACGCGUUUCGGCGCCACAAGGCAAGGAGGACGCUCCGUUGCCUGAGGGGAGUUAAAAGACUGCGCAUUGUUGGCCAGAGCAAUCCAGUUACCAAGCAGACCAGUGCCACAUUGAGCUACAUACAGUCUUGGAACAAGCUACAGGCUGAGCUAAGAAACCGGCGUGCUUUCAUGGUCACCGAAGGGCGCAACAGGAAGAAGAAGCAAGAGAAUCAGGUCAAACUUGACGCGAAACUCCAGAAUCUGCAGGUUGCGUGGAAUGGAGGCUCGAAUACCAUGGAUGAAAUAGUUGCCAGGAUACAUCUAAGGGAAGAAGCAGCAGUAAAGCGUGAGCGAGCCAUGGCAUAUGCGUUUAACCAUCAGUGGAGGGCAAAGUCUGCCACAAGCCAAGGAAAUUUCAACUAUGGGGUCGGGAACGGUGGCUGGGGCUGGAGCUGGAUGGACCGCUGGAUCGCUGCACGGCCAUGGGAGCCCCGAUCCAUGGUCACUCCUGAAAACCCGAAGAAGGGACAAUCAAAGAAAGACAACACCAGCACAAACCAGUCAGCUCUGAAAUUACAAGGUGCAAUCAGUCUAAGCAACAACACCAGUGACCGGAAAGUUCCCAAGAAGAAGUCAUCUCCCUCUCCUGAUAAGAAGAAACCGGUAGCGAAAACGGAGCAGAAACCAGUAGCGAAAACAGAGCAGAAACCAAAGGCGGCAGGCCCUCCCAAGGCGAAGUCGAAGGACAUGAAGAGGAACCAAGAGAAGCAGCAACAACCCGCGGUUCCUGCGAUCACUGCUUGAAACCCGCGGCGAAAAGGUUACCGGACGCUGUAUGAUACAUCCUGUGAAGUUUCUCUUUUCUUUUACACUCUUAUGUGGUUUGUCUCUUACAUUGCUGUUUUAUCGGAACAAGAAGUGACCAAUGUAGAAUGUGUUUGGUUUGCGCGAUUGCACACAUACCUAAUGAGAGUGGUUUUUGGUUAGGACUAGGAUCUCUACUGUGCGCAUUGUAUGCGGGUGUGUAAUAUGAUGCCAUCUCUGUCUGCUGGGCUAAAAUGGUUCUGUCGGAACAAAAAUUCAAGUUC
This is a messenger RNA of Triticum urartu, 1730 nucleotides long. RefSeq names its product protein IQ-DOMAIN 9. The record is from RefSeq and is a predicted model, not a curated record. NCBI's taxonomy places the organism in Eukaryota, Viridiplantae, Streptophyta, Magnoliopsida, Poales, Poaceae.